Messenger RNA from Dovyalis caffra, 708 nucleotides. Lineage: Eukaryota; Viridiplantae; Streptophyta; Magnoliopsida; Malpighiales; Salicaceae. The record is from the annotation of a GenBank genome assembly.
AUGCGUCAGAAUGUGGUCAGGUAUACUGUUGGGAAAAUUACACCUGUACAGAGGCGAGAAGUUCGCGCUUCAGAUUUUGGUCCAAGGGCAAGCUUUUGGAUGAAUUUUCCGAAAGAUGGAUCCCAAUUGACACCUCCCCACCAAUCAGAGGAUUUUAAGUGGAAAGACUACUGCCCAAUGGUUUUCAGAAAUCAUUAUGGCUCGAUUAAGAGAGAAGUACCAGAGGCAAACUUUGAAUUGAGUUUGCUUUUGUUGAUUAGAAUGUCUCUCAUGCUGUAUCCUGUUACAGAGGAAGAGCUACUUCAAGUGUUUGAUCGGCUGGAUAUUCGAUAUUCAAAUUUUAUUGUGUUGAGAAUGUACUGCAAUACUAAGCACCAUAUUAAAGUCGUGUAUCCUUUGGAUGAACAAGCCUUGAAGGUUAUAAAUCCUACACAACAAUCGAAUCUGAGAGUUGAAAGGCUAAACCAACAAUUGGAGCUUGCAAUACAGUCAACAAUAAAGAUGGUACAUGCUGAGAAAGACGACCUUAGUGAAGAAAAAUUAAUGCAGCACGAAGAUAUUUCAAAUCAAAAGCUGCAACAAGAGCUGGUCCUCAACUUUUGGAAGCAAAAAGGUUCACACUAUUGGCAGCAAAACUGGGGCAGCCAUCUAUUCAACCUGGACAACAACGUGAAGAACAAUUCCAGUAACCUAAGGGCCAUAAAAUGA